Molecule: messenger RNA, 4508 nt
Organism: Drosophila guanche
Lineage: Eukaryota; Metazoa; Arthropoda; Insecta; Diptera; Drosophilidae
Gene: psq
Product: hormone receptor 4
Exons: 9
Coding region: 1-3216 (1071 amino acids)
Biological process (GO): regulation of transcription by RNA polymerase II
Cellular component (GO): nucleus
Molecular function (GO): protein binding; DNA binding
Source: RefSeq, a predicted model, not a curated record
AUGGCUGCCGUACGAGGACAUCAGUACUUUAGCCUGCGAUGGAACAACUAUCAGAACACGAUGACAUCCGUGUUCCAGCAACUGCGCGAAGAUCUCUCCUUUGUCGAUGUGACCUUGUCCUGCGAACACGGUUCCCUCAAGGCACACAAGGUUGUACUCUCCGCCUGCUCGACAUACUUUCAAAAGCUGCUGCUGGAGAAUCCAUGCAAACAUCCCACAAUCAUCCUACCCGCCGAUAUCAUAUUCACAGAUCUUAAAACAAUCAUCGAUUUCGUCUACCGCGGCGAGAUUGAUGUCACCGAAUCAGAACUACAGGGCCUCUUGCGCACCGCCGAACAACUGAAGAUCAAAGGCCUCUGUGAGACAGCGGAAAACGCUGAUGAUUUGAACGACGCGGCCACAGCGACAAUAACCGUGUCGGAGAACAUACAGCAGGCAGUCGUGGGCAGCAUUGUGAAUCCCAGCAUAGUGCCGGGUGGAGCAGCCUCACCCUCGCUCGAGCAGCAGCACCAUCAGCACCACCAACAGGCCCAAGCGCAGGCCCAGGCCCACGAACAGGAGCAACAACAGCAGCAGCAACAGCAACAGCAACAGCAGCAGGUGCAUGCCCAGCAGCAUCAGCAGCAGCAACAAAUCAACGCUUUGUUGACCCAACACGGAGUGGCCAGUGGCGGCAGUGUACCUUUGGGUGGACAGCUGCUCAGCACGACAGCGAGUGGUAGCAGCGGCAGCGGGGCUGGCAGCUUGCAGUCACAGUCCGGGCUCCAGCCGACGACGCGCAAGUCGCGACUCAAGCGAUCCAAGUCUCCGGAUCUACAGCUGGUCGGAGGCAGCGCCAGCGGCAGCAGCAGCGGCGUCUCCCAGCAGCCACAGCCGGCGCAUCAUCACUCGCAGACGCUGCUCAUACAGGGCCAGAAUCAGACAUCCAUUGUGAGCCUACAGCAGACGGCCGAGGGCAAUUAUAUACCCGUGCCGGGCACCGGUGACGAGUCGGACGUGGAUCACGAUCACGAUCACGAUCACGACCACUCCCACGAUCACUCACACAAUCUUUCACACUCCCACGAACACGAGCACGAGCACGAGAGCAAGCCGAGCAAAAUCUGCAAGACAGAGCAAUCGCUGGCCUCGCCAUCGUCCAACUCGUCCAGCCACUCGAACAAUGCAACGGGCGUGAGCGGCGGAGUGACCUCAGCGGGCCAAGCCAUCGUCACACAAAUUGUAGUAGCGCGCGACGGAAAAGAUACAAAAAAUAUGACUAGUUUAGGCAUGGGCAUGAACGGAGGCCUGCUAGGCGUGCCCAUGGGAUUCCUGGACUUCACACCCGAGCCACCAGCACCAUCUGCCACACCAGUCACCGUUACGGAGCACGUCGACCUCUCGUGCAACCCCAGCACGGACACACGCGAUCUAUCAAAUCCCACCGAACCGCUCGACAUUGACAAUCAUUUGGCGCAGCAGAUCCAUCGACUCGAUCAAUCUCCCAUGCAUUCGAUAGCCCAUCAUCAUACCGGGGACGAGAGCAACUCGAACCUCGUGCAGCACAUCAAGAGCGAGGUGAUCGAUGCCAAGCAUCUGGCGGCUGCCCAGCAGCAUGCGAUCUCCCACGCCCAGCAGCAGCAUGCCCAUCAUCAGGCACAGCAGCAGCAGCAGCAACAGCAGCAGCAGCAGCAGCAGCAACACCUCCAUGCCCAGCAGCUGAUGGCCCAAAGUCAGGCCCAACAGCAGCAGCAGCAGCAGCAGCAGCAACAACAGCAGCAUCAGCAGCAACAGCAGCAGCAUCACCAGCAGCAACAGCAACAGCAACAGCAGCAGGCGGCGGCUGCGGCUGCGGCAGCUGUGCACGCCCAACAUGGUGGGCAUGUGACGCACGCGGAGAUCAGUGGGGCAACUGUCAUGGAGAUUGAUCCGAGCCAAAUAAAGCAUGAGCCUGGAAUGAUUAUAACGCCGGAGAUUGUCAACAUGAUGUCCUCAGGGCAUAUGGAUAUGUACAAUUCGGAUACGAGCGAGGAUUCGAUGAUGAUCGCGAAUGGUUCGCCGCACGAUCAGAAGGAGCCGCACUAUACGAACUUGGAUCAGCAGCAUGGAGGCGGGCUGGGUGGCAGCGUUUGCGGCCCCGGUGGUGCUGGUGGUGGUGGGGGCAUGGGUGGUGGGACUGGCUCUGGCUCUGGCGAGAAAGGUCAGUUUAAUGGUCCCAAAGCUUGGACACAAGAUGAUAUGAAUUCAGCUUUAGAUGCAUUAAAGAAUCAAAACAUGAGCCUGACGAAAGCAUCUGCCAUUUAUGGCAUCCCAUCGACCACCCUCUGGCAGCGUGCUCAUCGUUUGGGCAUCGAAACGCCCAAGAAGGAGGGCGGCACCAAGUCAUGGAACGAGGAUGCCCUGCAGAAUGCCUUGGAGGCGUUACGUUCGGGCCAAAUAUCCGCCAAUAAGGCAUCGAAAGCCUUUGGCAUACCCUCAUCGACGCUCUACAAGAUAGCGCGUCGUGAGGGCAUCCGCCUGGCGGCGCCAUUCAAUGCCGCACCAACCACGUGGACGCCCGAGGACUUGGAGCGUGCAUUGGAGGCGAUCCGGGCGGGUAAUACCUCUGUACAGAAAGCCAGCGCUGAGUUUGGCAUACCCACAGGAACACUUUACGGACGCUGCAAGCGGGAGGGCAUUGAGCUGUCGCGCUCGAAUCCCACACCAUGGUCCGAGGAUGCCAUGAACGAGGCCCUCAACUCAGUGCGGGUUGGCCAAAUGUCCAUCAACCAGGCGGCCAUCCAUUACAACCUGCCCUACAGCUCGCUGUACGGCCGCUUCAAGCGUGGCAAGUACGAUGUGGUGGCAAACACAAGCGGCGUAUCGCUGAUGAACACCUCGGGCAACACCACGGGCAGCAUUGAGAUUAUCGAGCACAGUCAGGAGAAUUCGAUGCAUAUGUUGCAGCAACAGUUCCCGUACAGUCCAUCGCCGCAUCCGGCAACGCCGCAGCAUCAUAGCACACCGCAGCAUCACAGCUCGUCUCAGGGGCCGCCAACGCCGCAGCAUAUGCAGCAGCAUGUGGUGCACAUGCAGCAACAGCAGUCGCCGCAUCAGGGCCACCAUCCGCAGCACAUGCAACAGGACGUGGUAACGUCAAGCAGCCAGGUGGUGCAUAGCCAACAGCAACAGCAGCAACAGCAGCAGCAGCAGCUUCAGCAGAUCUAUCAGCACCAUGGCACGCCCGAGCGUAGUUGAGAAUCACUGCAUGCUGCGGCAAUAAUGGGCAGCACCGGUGGAAUAGGAGGAGCAGCAGUUGGAGGUUGUGGUGGCUCUAGCACCAGCACCACCACGCCCAGUACUACGCCCUUUGCCAGCAUAUCAGCGUUGGUCAGCGGACCGGCUGGCGCACCUCCAGCCACAGUCACAGGCAUGGCCACAGCAGCAGCGGCAGCAACUGGCACCAGCAAGCGCAAGAAAUCGUCCAAACAAAAGCGUUGAAAGCAGGAUCAGCCUCGGUGGCAGGUGCAGGAGCAGGAGCAGGAGCAGGAACAUGAUGGGGAGGAUAUAAAAACGAUUGCCGGCGUGGCCAAGUCCGAGGACAUCAAAUUUAGAUUUAAUUAUAAGCACUGGAAGCGCAAGCUGAUGCAGUUUCAUUUGCUAAUGUCCAAACCAUAGAACGAGUUAGGGGUAGCAGCAGCAGUCGGAAAAAACUCCAUUUCAAACUUCCCAAGAGUAAUCCAAUCCAAUUCAAUCCAAUCAAAUCCAAUCACAAAUACGAUUAGCUAGAUUUGGACAGUAAAUUUACACAAUUGAGAUGUGUAUAAAAUGUAAAUAUAAUGAGAAAGAAAUAUGCUUUAUCUACAAUAUACGGAACAUAGUUAAAUAGCUGUAGGUUCUCAAAGUCCUUUUGUUCUAGCCGUUUAAGCAGACCCUAGAGAGAAAGAAAGAUAUAGAUAUAUAGAUCGUACAGGAAACAUGAAUUUUGCUUUGCCCUAGACUCGAAAGUUAAUGAAUUAGUUUCUUUUUGGUGUUUUUAGUUUGGCGGCUUGAAGAGUAGUCUGUUUUUAGUGGACAUAAAAUAUAUGCAUAAAUGUACGUACACAUAUAGAUACAGAUAUAAAUGUAUAUAUAAUAUAUGUAUAUGUUUAUAAUUUGGACUUGUAACCAUUCGGAAAACUUUGAAUGAGGGUCAGGCGUAGGUGUAAGGAAAAAAGUAGCAGAAUUCUGAUUCUAGUUAUCCCCUCCUCCCCUGACACAAACAAACACACACACAAACACAUCAACUAUCAUAAUUUUCGCUUAGUGUGAGACUGAAAGUGCGCCGUGAAAUGGUGAAGACCGACCCGACCGUAUAGCCAAAAGCCCAAAACAAUAUCGAAAAGAGCAAAGAAACAGAAACACUUGAAUCAAAUCAAAUGCUUUAUACCAUACCGUGUUGAGAGCGAGGGAAGGAAAGAUUAAAUACCUUAAAAUAGAAUUAAACCAAAUUAUCAAGGUCCUAGCAAUUAAACUCAUUAGCGUGUAGCGACAAAGGAAAAGGAAACAAA